AUGGCACAGCGAAGGUGGGGACGCCGUGGCGGCCACCUUCUCCUCGGCCUGGUCGGCGUCUUGGGCGCGAUGCGGCUGAUGGCUGAGAGGAUGGAGGUCGGCUUCGCGGGGUGGAAGGUGCAUCAGAUGGGUCUUGGUCCUGGAGGGCUCCUGAGGCUGCGAAUAAGGACGUCGCUGGUGCCACACGCUGCCACGGCAAAGACUGUUGCAGUGAGCCCCGAAGACCGCGACGCGGCCUUCAUGGAGCGUUUGCGCUGCCUGGCACGGGAGGCGCUCAGCUGGAGCUGGCUCACUCCGCAGCAACGGCUGGUGUGGGCUGCGGCCAUCGAGCUGGAUGCGGUACCUUUGCAG
Molecule: messenger RNA, 351 nt
Organism: Durusdinium trenchii
Lineage: Eukaryota; Dinophyceae; Suessiales; Symbiodiniaceae
Source: the annotation of a GenBank genome assembly